Triticum turgidum subsp. durum (durum wheat) is the source of this 1581-nucleotide messenger RNA. The record is from the annotation of a GenBank genome assembly. Lineage: Eukaryota; Viridiplantae; Streptophyta; Magnoliopsida; Poales; Poaceae.
AUGGCUGAGCUAGCUCCGCUUUCCAUGCUCUUCCUUGCCCUGCUCGUCGUCGUCCCCGUGCUCCACUUCAUCCGGUCGUCACGCCGGCAUGAGGGAAGCAGCCGGCCGCGGCCUCCGCCGUCGCCAUGGGCGCUGCCAGUCAUCGGCCACCUCCACCACGUCGCCGGCGCGCUCCCGCACCGCGCGAUGCUGGGCCUGUCGCGCCGCCACGGCCCGCUCAUGCUGCUCCGCCUCUGCGAGCUCCGCGUCGUCGUCGCCUCCUCGGCCGACGCCGCGAGGGAGAUCAUGAAGACCCAGGACCUGGCGUUCGCGUCGCGGCCCAUGACCCCGACGGGGAAGGCCCUCCUCGGCGACAGCCCGGGCAUCGUGUUCACGCCCUACGGCGACGCGUGGCGCCAGCUCCGCAGGAUCUGCACCCUCGAGCUCUUCACCUCCCGCCGCGUCAGGUCCUUCCGGCCCGUGCGCGAGGAAGAGGUCGGGCGGCUGCUCCGGUCGGUGGCGGUGGCGGUGGCGCCGUCUCCGUCUCCGUCGUUGGCGGUGAACCUGAGCGAGCGGAUCAGCGCAUACGUCGCGGACUCGUCGGUGCGCGCCGUCAUCGGCAGCCGGUUCAAGGACCGCGGCGCGUUCCUUCGGAUGCUGGAGCGGAGGAUCAAGCUCGCGCCGGCGCAGUGCCUGCCGGACCUCUUCCCGUCGUCGCGGCUGGCGAUGCUCGUCAGCCGGAUGCCGCGCGAGAUGAAGCGGGAGCGCCGGGAGAUGAGGGACUUCAUCGACGCCAUCAUCCAGGAGCAUCAAGAGAACAGCACGGCCGGCGCCGGCGCCGACGACGACGACUUUCUCGACGUCCUCCUGAGGAUCCAGAGAGAGGGGAAGCUCGAUCCUCCCCUCACCACCGACGACAUCAAGGCAGUCAUCGUCGACAUCUUCAUAGCGAGCAGCGAGACGUCGGCGACGGCGCUGCAGUGGGCCAUGGCCGAGCUGAUGAGGAACCCGAGGGUGAUGCGCAAGGCGCAGGAGGAGGUCCGGCGAGCCCUCGACGGGCGCGACAGGGUCACGGAGGAGAGCCUGGCGAGCCUGCGCUACCUGGACCUCGUCAUCAAGGAGGUGCUCCGGCUUCACCCGCCGGCGCCGAUGUUGCUCCCCCGCGAGUGCCGGGCCCCGUGCCGGGUCCUCGGCUUCGACGUGCCGGUGGGGGCCAUGGUGCUCGUCAACGCGUGGGCGAUCGGCAGGGACCCGGCGCACUGGGACGAGCCGGAGGAGUUCUCGCCGGAGAGGUUCGAGGGCGGCGGCGUGGACUUCAAGGGCACGGACUUCGAGUACAUACCGUUCGGCGCCGGGCGGCGCAUGUGCCCCGGGAUGGCGUUCGGGCUGGCCAACAUGGAGCUCGCGCUCGCCAGCCUUCUCUACCACUUCGACUGGGAGCUGCCGGACGGGACGGGGCCCGGGGAGCUGGACAUGGCCGAGCUUCUGGGGCUCACCACGCGGCGGCGCUCCGACCUCCUGCUCGUCCCGGCGAUCAGCAUGCCAUUGCCAAAGCAAAAUUUGAAUGCGCCAAGCGAAAAUUCUUUCGACAUUAAGCCUUAG